Mytilus trossulus (common blue mussel) is the source of this 1002-nucleotide messenger RNA. Its product is annotated as glycosyltransferase 25 family member-like. Lineage: Eukaryota; Metazoa; Mollusca; Bivalvia; Mytilida; Mytilidae. The record is from RefSeq and is a predicted model, not a curated record. Gene Ontology annotation, molecular function: procollagen galactosyltransferase activity. The transcript has 7 exons. The coding region runs from base 163 to 1002 and encodes 279 amino acids.
CCAAAAGAAUCUAUAGAGGUUUUUCUUCCCGAUAAAAUAGGAUUUGAUGAGAUCUAUGUGGUGAACCUUCAGAGGAGGCCCGAAAGAAGAGAACGUUUGGUUACUAUUUUCAAUAAAUUAAAAUUAAAUGUUACAUUCUGGGAAGCUGUUGAUGGACAGAACAUGACAAAAGACUAUCUAGAUCAUGCUGGCGUGACAUUGCUUCCUGGAUAUCUGGAUCCAUAUUUACAAAGACCGAUGACAUUUGGUGAAGUUGGGUGUUUCUUGAGCCAUUAUAAGAUUUGGAAAGAUAUCGAACAGAAGGGAUAUAAAAAGGCACUAAUACUGGAAGAUGAUGCAAAAUUUACACCAAUGUUCAGACCAAAAUGGGGGAGAAUAUUUGCUGAUGUACAAGAAUUUGUUCCAAACUGGGAUUUAUUAUAUCUCGGGCGUAAAAUAAUGAAAUCUGAAGACGAACGUCCAGUAAAUGACAGUUAUUAUCUUGUGUGGCCUAACUACUCAUACUGGACAGUAGCUUAUGCAAUUACCAACAAAGGGGUCAAUAAAUUACUUCACCAGAAACCACUGACAAAGAUGAUUACUGUAGACGAAUUUUUACCCACCAUGUUUGAUAAGAAUCCAGAAGGAGACCAGUCCUGGAACAAACAUUUCUUUCCGAGAAAUCUGAUUGCCUUAUCAACAAAUCCAUUGUUAAUAGAACCAGCUUGGUAUGGUGGUCACCAAGGUCACUACACUGACACUGGUGAUUCUUACAUCGUCCAAAAAGAUGAACAAGAUGGUCACCCUGGUCACUACACUGACACUAAUGAUGCUUACAUCGUCCAGCAAGAUGAACAAGAUGGUCACCCUGGUCACUACACGGACACCAGUGAUGCUUUCAUCGUCCAGCAAGAUGAACAAGAUGGUCACCCUGUUCAAUACACUGACUCCGAUGAUUCUUGCAUCGUCCAAAAAGAAAAACAAGAUGGCGAUGAUCAACAAAUAAUUAAGGAUGAGUUGUAA